AAGGGGAUCUCCAACUGCAACCUUAACAUUUGAUUUUGCUUUAGAAGGGGGGUGGCAAUGGCAUCAGCUUUUCCCACUAACAAGGGAGUCUGUAAAGCUAUGACAUGUGGAUAGUCCACAACCCCUCAUUUAAAAGCAUCGGCUCACCUUGUUCCUCCAGUCCUAAGCACAUUAUUUCCACUAGGAUUUCACCUUUCGUUAUUAUAGAUUUCCUAAUGCUCUUGGCCUUGACAAAAGUAGCUGCUUUUGGCCCCAAUCUCAUGAUGCUCCCAUUUUCCUACCAACCAUAGAAUAAGAAUUAGGAAAGAAUAAAUAGUUGUCAAAAUGUACUUAUCUUCCUUUUGAACAUAAUUUUCUUUUUCUUUUUGAUAUGAGAAUGGGGGAAUCGUAAAUUUAAGCUAUGAUGGUCACCUCCUUUCUAGUGAAUAGACACAACACAGUUAUGACACAGUGACAGUUUGAAAAUAACAAAACUACAAAUUUCACCGAGAAUAAUCUCUCCUCCCAGUCUCAAUUGUGAGGCUUGAGCACGAGAACGUGCCAGCCAAUAGAACAAACAGAACCCCCAGCGUCAAAUUCAGCAUAAUUAAAGCAACACAAAAGGCAAAGCUUUCCAUAAUAGUCCAAAACUCCUCACUCUGAAACCUUGCCGGGGGACUUCAACAACUUUCUUGUUCUCUCUUUGAUAAGCAAAUCUGCAUUCUUAGUUUCUUUGAUUUCAUGCAAGGAGAUUAGCAAGGCGAAGAAUGUUGUGCCAGUGUUGGGUAUGGUGGGAUCACAUGCAUCAUCAUUGAUCGUACAUCCGUUGUUGUAUUGGACUUUUUUGGAUUGAUUUAGAUGACAAAUUCGGUGCUAAGAUGAGCGAGAGAAUUUUCCCAGAUAUCAAAGAAGAAGAAGAAGAAGAAGGUUCGAUGCAACAAGGCCAUGAAUGAGGUACCUGGCUCUGUGGGCACUAGUGCUGGCUUUUCUCUGAGAUUGGCACAGACCCUUUUUUCUUCCGCUUCUCUUCUCUUCAUGUCUUUGGGAGUUGAGUUCUACAGCUACACUGCUUUCUGCUAUUUGGUAACAAUCAUGGGCUUGGUCAUUCCAUGGAGUUUCACUUUGGCGUUGGUUGAUGGGUACUCUGUUCUGGUCAAAUGCCCUGUUCGUCAGCCUGGAAUAUUGCUCAUAAUUGCUGCGGGAGACUGGGUGUUAUCAGUUCUCACACUAGCCGCAGCAUGCUCCACGGCUAGCGUUGUGGAUCUCCUCCACUCUGGCGGGCCCUAUUGCCCGCCAAAGUGUUGCAGUAGAUAUCAACUGUCUGCCGCCAUGGCUUUUCUCACUUGGUUUCUGUCUUUGGCUUCGACUCUUCUCAAUCUCUGGGUGCUUCCCUCCUUAUAAUUCUCGGUUGGGGUAUUUGUUGUCUAACAGUUUGCAGCAUUUCAGUUUUGCACCCAAUGCUUCUAUGGACUUGAGCUGAUCCUUUCAUGGGGUUGGUUGUGCGGUUGUGAUGGAAAAACUGAAAAAGUUUAGCUAGAUUAUCUGAAUUUUGGACCAUAAAGAGACGUGCUCAAGGGUUUGGCUUUUCCAUCAUGUGCAGGGAUGCUCUAAUUUUCCCAGCAUUACAGCUCAGAUGUCCUGCUGCUGCAAUGCCUCUUAUAUUGCUGGAGACAACAGACAGAUGAGAUAAAAGAUAGCUUACAACCAUGUAAUUUUCGAAACUGUAUUCGCAUAAUUCCAAUGAAGCUUUAACUGAGAAAUGAAAGAAAAACCUCGUAUUCAGUUUGGCAAA
This is a messenger RNA of Theobroma umbraticum, 1771 nucleotides long. RefSeq names its product CASP-like protein 5C3. Lineage: Eukaryota; Viridiplantae; Streptophyta; Magnoliopsida; Malvales; Malvaceae. Gene Ontology annotation, cellular component: membrane. The record is from RefSeq and is a predicted model, not a curated record.